UUUUCCAAACAAAAAUCGAAAAAAAGGAAAACUUAGCGACAUAUUGUGAUACGCAGGAAAAUUGAGAUGCAUACAGUGUACACAAUAGUAUACUCAGUACACAAUUGGUGGAACGAUUUAAAAAAAAAAAAAACGCUGAUAAGGAUUGAGUUAUAAAGUUAAGAAAAAAGACGUAUACAAUUUACAACAAAGCCUACAGUUUUAAAGUAACUGGACAUGGGUAAGGCAAGGUCGAAGUGGGAGGAGACCCACUUAUUCACAAGGCUGUCGGUGGGUCUUCUGCUGAUCAUAACGCUGCUACAAGUAAUCGGUUUCAGCGCCCCCUACUGGCGGGAGGAUGACCCGGUAGUGAGCGACGGACCAGGCGUGAGAGUCCACCAGGGGUUGUGGUUGUACUGUGUUUGUGAGGACAGUUGCAGCUGUGAAAAUAUCGCGGGGAUGCCAGAUGGAAACGUUAACGCGAGUUGGUUGCGGUGGAGCCAGGGACUAGAGGCGGUGUCUCUCGUCCUCAUGCUGCUGUGCUGCCUUCUGGCGCCGUUAUCCGUACUCUGCACAGACAGCCGUGACGUUCGUCUUGCUCUCGUAGCAAUGGAACCGUUUGCGGGUAGACACCUGAGAGACGGAUUUCUUAACCUGAUGGCGGUGACCAUAUUCGCCAUUAACGUCCCCCGAUCCUCCCAGCAGUGGUGUUUCUACAUGUGCGCUGCAGUCGGCGCCCUCGCCUUCGUUUUUCACUUUUUGUAUGCCUUCGGCACACGCAACCGGCUCCAUGGUGCCGUUUCCGAGGUCCGCCCGACCAUACAUGCGCAAAUGGUAAAAGUGCCGAUGGACGAACACAUGUUCCGGAAACUAAUGAAAAGAGAAGGGAUGUUUAGCCUAUAAGUUGUUCGUGUGGUAUAAUCAUAAUUUUCAAAGAACAAGUAAAAACAGUGCCUUCAAUAUACAGAGUGAAAAUAAAGUUCGCCUUCUAUGUCAGCUUUCAUGUACAUACAUUAGAUUCAAGGUGUAAUAUCCUUAUGAAUGAACCAUGCUCAUU
Molecule: messenger RNA, 1036 nt
Organism: Mya arenaria
Lineage: Eukaryota; Metazoa; Mollusca; Bivalvia; Myida; Myidae
Exons: 3
Coding region: 217-882 (221 amino acids)
Cellular component (GO): membrane
Source: RefSeq, a predicted model, not a curated record